CUCAUUCUCUUAUUUCUACUUCCUUUCUUAAUUCCACCUACCUAUCUGUCGGUGAGGGUUAGUUUUUAAGGAGUGAGUAAUUCCAUUGAAAAUUUAUCGGACUUCAAUAAUUUGAAGAUGUCCUUGACGGCAACACGCCCCCUAGUGAGCGUGUACAGUGACAAGAAUGAGUCAACUGGUACAACUAUAGCUCUCCCAGCUGUUUUCAAGGCACCCAUCCGCCCUGACGUUGUGAACUUUGUUCACAUGAAUAUUUCCAAGAACAGCAGGCAACCUUAUGCUGUCAACAAGGAUGCUGGUCAUCAGACUAGUGCAGAGUCCUGGGGAACUGGACGAGCUGUUGCCCGUAUCCCUCGUGUAAGGGGAGGAGGUACCCACCGUUCUGGACAGGGAGCCUUUGGAAACAUGUGUCGUGGUGGUAGGAUGUUUGCUCCCACCAAGACCUGGCGUCGUUGGCACCGUAAGGUCAAUGUCAACCAAAAGCGUUACGCCAUGGUGUCCGCCAUCGCCGCCACUGGUGUGCCUGCUUUGGUCAUGUCUAAAGGCCACAUGGUGCAAGAGGUCCCUGAAAUGCCUCUGGUUGUCAGUGACAAGAUUCAGGAGUACAACAAGACCAAGCAAGCAUUCAUCUUCCUUCACAGGAUUAAGGCUUGGAAUGACAUCCAGAAGGUGUACAAGUCACGAAGGUUCCGUGCUGGUAAGGGUAAGAUGAGGAACAGGAGGAGGAUUCAGCGUCGUGGACCUCUAAUCAUCUAUGGCAAAGAUCAAGGCUUGACAAAGGCUUUCCGCAACAUUCCCGGAGUUGAUUUGAUCAACGUGUCCCAUCUCAAUCUGCUGAAGCUAGCUCCUGGUGGUCAUGUUGGUCGCUUUGUCAUCUGGACACAGUCAGCCUUCCAACAGUUGGAUGCUCUGUAUGGUGCCUGGCGCAAGAAGAGUUCACUCAAGAAGGGUUACAACCUGCCCAUGCCUAAGAUGGCCAACACUGAUCUGUCCCGUCUGUUGAAGGCUGAUGAGAUUAAGAAGGUUGUCAGGCCACCCAAGAAGACUGUGGAGAGGAGAGUGCGCAAGUUGAACCCUCUUGUAAACACCCGAGCCAUGCUCAAGCUGAACCCCUUCGCAGCUGUCAUGAAGAGGAAAGCUGUGCUCACUGCUCAGAAGAGGCUGUUCGACCGCGAGGUCAAGCUGGCUGAGAAGCGAGGCAUUCCUUUGGACCCCAAGACACAACGGAAGGUCAAGAUGUUGGCUCUUCGCAAAGAACAGAUCAAGAAGGCUAAGAGCGCCAAGCCUAAGAAAGCAAAAAAGCCUAAAACUGACCAGGCUAAAGCUGCUCCACCAGCAAAGAAGGCAGCCCCUGCUAAGGUAGCCGCAAAGAAGUGAGGAGUUGUUGUUUUAAAGAUUUAUAAAUAAUAAAAAAAUACAAAAAAGUGUA
Molecule: messenger RNA, 1429 nt
Organism: Macrosteles quadrilineatus (aster leafhopper)
Lineage: Eukaryota; Metazoa; Arthropoda; Insecta; Hemiptera; Cicadellidae
Gene: RpL4
Product: 60S ribosomal protein L4
Exons: 8
Coding region: 118-1377 (419 amino acids)
Biological process (GO): translation
Cellular component (GO): ribosome; cytosolic large ribosomal subunit
Molecular function (GO): structural constituent of ribosome; RNA binding
Source: RefSeq, a predicted model, not a curated record